AGAAUUAAUUAAGUACAUCCUUCAUCAAUCAUCAUAUCAGAACAGAAAUUUCUGUAAACCCAUCCAUGUCCAAAAGAAGGCUGAGAAUCAAACAUGAAGGAAUUGAACCCAUCAUUUGUUGCCUGCCUUCUUAUGCUUCUUCUUCUGCUUUUGCCACAUCAACAUGUAUCUCACUCUGAUUUUGCAUCUGUAAUCCAACUCACUUGUAGAAACAAACUGGAACAUAAUACCACCAGUUAUGUCCCAAACUUAGUCGAUGUGCUUGAAAGCAUUUCUAAGCAAAUAACAAAUCAGGGGUCAGGACUUUUUACAAAUGGCUUAGGACCGGAUGCUGUGUAUGGAUUAGCGCAAUGCUAUGGAUAUCUUUCCUUACAUGAUUGUGUAUUGUGUUAUGCUGAAGCUCGCACUGUACUACCUCAGUGCUUUCCUUUCAAUGGGGGAAGGCUUUAUCUUGAUGGUUGUUUCAUGCGAGUCGAAAAUUACCCCUUCUUUAAAGAGGCAUUAGGACCAGAGGACACGCAUGUUUGUGGAAACAGCACUAGACAUUCUGUGUUUGGAGAGACAGUUAGGAGGGCAGUGGUGCAAGCGGUUUCAAAUGCGUCUAACAAUACUGAUUAUGCAAAGGUUGAGUUGCCUGUUUCUGGGAGGAACAACGAGACUGUUUAUGUUGUAGCAAAUUGUUGGAAGAUUAUGGAUAAUUGCGGAGAAUGUUUGGGGAAUGCAUCUAGGUCUUUGCUGCAAUGCUUGCCUUGGUCUGAGGGUCGAGCUUUGUACACUGGAUGCUUCAUGAGGUACUCGGACACCAACUUUCUUGAUUCCACUAAUGGGGGCUUAAAUGGCACUAAUGGUGGCUUGUCAAGAGGUAGGACAAUUGAUCUUCAUUCCACUAAUGGAGGCUUAAAUACAACUAAUGGUGGCUUAUCCAGAGGGAAAGUAAUAAUCAUUGUCGUUGCAGUAGUAUGUUCGGUAAUAGUUUGGAUUGUAAUUGGUCUUUAUAUCAAGCUCAAAAGAAUGGAGAAGAGAAAAGGAUCAAAUGGUGCCCAAAAAUUAGCAAUGUUGCUUCGUGAUAGCAGCUUAAACUUCAAGUAUUCUAUACUUGAGAAAGCCACAGGGUCUUUUGAUGAAGCCAACAAGCUUGGGCAAGGUGGAUUUGGUUCAGUUUACAAGGGUGUUCUACCAGAUGGUAGAGAGGUUGCCGUCAAAAAGCUGUUGUUCAAUACCACAAAACGAGCACAAGAUUUCUACAACGAAGUCAACAUUAUUAGCAGUAUUGAGCACAAAAAUCUUGUCAAGUUGUUGGGGUGCAGCUUUUCUGGUCCCGAAAGCCUUCUUGUAUAUGAGUUGCUUCCAAAUAAGAGUCUUGAUCAAUUCAUUUUUGAUCCUGAAAAGGGUAAAAUACUAAACUGGAAUAAGAGAUUCAACAUCAUCACUGGAAUUGCAGAAGGCUUGAUCUACCUCCACGAAAACUCAAGGAAACGCAUUAUACACAGGGAUAUAAAAGCCAGCAAUAUCCUGUUAGACUCGAAGCUCCAUGCCAAGAUAGCUGAUUUCGGAUUAGCUAGAUCUUUUCAAGCGGACAAGAGCCAUAUAAGCACUGCUAUUGCCGGAACAUUGGGGUAUAUGGCUCCGGAGUAUGUGGCUCGUGGACAGCUGACAGAGAAGGCAGAUGUUUACAGCUUCGGAGUACUAUUACUGGAAAUUGUGGCCGGAAGACAGAAUAACAAGUGCACAACUCCUGAAUACUCUGCCAACUUAGUUAACAUAGUUUGGGUGCAUUUCCAGCAAGGGACAGUGGAGGAACUAUUUGAUCCAAAUUUGAUGUUGCAUAACUGUGGGAAUAGCGUUAGAAGUGAGGCAUCGAGGGUGGUUCAUGUAGGGCUCUUAUGUACCCAAGAAAUUCCAUCACGGAGGCCUUACAUGUCCAAGGCAUUAGAGAUGUUGAUGAAAAAGGAUGAACAUUUACCUACACCCACUAAACCGGCCUUUACAUAUGAGAAAUCUAUAGAACUUUGUGAGGCUGCUGGGCUUAGAGAAGGUGAUGGUGCUACAAAUGCUACCAUUUCCCAGAGCUCUUUCUAUCCCAGAUGACGAUUUAUUGGCAUGAAAUUGGCUGAGUUGACAGCAAAUGCUUUAUUACAUGAAGUGCGUUUACAUUUUCGUAUCGAAAAUGUCUUCAAAUGAUUCUUUGGAGUUGUUUAAGAGAUUGUAAUAGAGAAAAAUGAGAUAUACAGGGAAAUGUAAUGC
Ipomoea nil (Japanese morning glory) is the source of this 2244-nucleotide messenger RNA. RefSeq names its product cysteine-rich receptor-like protein kinase 2. The record is from RefSeq and is a predicted model, not a curated record. Gene Ontology annotation, molecular function: ATP binding; protein kinase activity. Gene Ontology annotation, biological process: protein phosphorylation. The transcript is spliced from 8 exons. Bases 94 to 2088 code for a protein of 664 amino acids. NCBI's taxonomy places the organism in Eukaryota, Viridiplantae, Streptophyta, Magnoliopsida, Solanales, Convolvulaceae.